AUGCCCGACUUUCACCCACAUCAUACAGUCCCCUACCCCUUCCCGCGGGACAUCACCAUCCCCCAAUUCAUCCUCGACAGCGAUACUCACCCGCUGCGUCCCUCCCGACUCCCCGGUUCCAAAUGGCUUGUCGACGACGUAUCUGGGCGAGCGUUCGGGAUCGAAGAAAUCCGGGAGAGGGUCGAGAGGCUUGCUAGGGCUAUCAAGGAGCGCUGGGGGGUGGGCAAAGGGGACGUAGCGUGCUUGUAUAGCGCCAAUGAUGUCGAUUACCCGAUGGUUAUAUGGGCACUCCACAGACUGGGGGCGAUCGUCUCAUGCGCUAACCCCUCGUAUACCCAUUCGGAACUGGAAUACCAGCUUGAAGCAACCUCAUCCAAGCUGCUCUUCACCUCGUCCGCCUCCCUCUCCACUGCUCUAAAGGCAGCCAGCUCGGCCAACCUCUUCCCCCCCUCGAACAUCAUCGUCUUCUCCCCCGUCUCCCCGGCCCGUACUCCCGCCGGGGAGUUCGCGACCGUUCAAUCCCUCGUCGAUCGUGGCUGGGACUUGGUACAGAACUACACCGAGCUCCGAGGGCCAGAUGUAGGGGAUAACAUCGCCUUCCUUUCUUUCUCCUCCGGAACCACCGGGCUUCCCAAAGCGAUCGCUAUCGCACAUCGGAACUUGAUCGCGAACGUGCUGCAGGUCGCGAUGCACGAGCGGUUAACGGAGCGUGGGCUCCGAGGAGACGACAGGUUCGCCCUUCCAGGAGAUGCGUGCAUGGGCGUCCUGCCUAUGUACCACAUAUACGGCCUGGUGAUGAAUCUGCACUUUGUGUUGUUCUGUGGGAUGACGCUCGUCGUGUGCCCCAAGUUUAACUUCAAGAACAUGCUCGAAUCUAUCGUCCGCCAUCACAUAACCCAUUUGUACAUCGUCCCUCCGCAAGUCGUCAUGCUAAACCCGAUCACGAAGCAGUACGACCUGAGCCAUGUCAGGUUUGCCAUGGUCGGGGCGGCACCGCUCUCGAAGGAAGUAACAGAGAAGUUCAAGGGGAUGUUCCCGCGCAUGCGUAUGGGACAGGGGUACGGGAUGACAGAAACGUGCACGAUCGUGUCCAAGGUGCGGUGUCGCCCUCCUCCGUAUACUGAGUCCGUCCAGUCCCGCUCAUUCCAAUUGCAGUUCCUCUUCCAGCAGGAAUCCGUCAACGGUUCCGCGGGCGUUCUCAUCCCGGACACGAUUGCCCGGAUCGUGAAAGAAGACGGCUCCAUAGCGAACUACAACGAGCCCGGGGAACUGUGGGUCCGAGGCCCGCAAAUGGCGCUCUGCUAUGCGAACAAUAAGAAAGCCACAGAAGAGACGUUCCUGCCUGAAGGGUGGGUCCGCACGGGUGACGAGGCGCUUAUGACCAAAGAGGGGAACUUGUUCGUCGUUGAUCGGCUUAAGGAAAUCCUCAAAGUGAACGGGUUCCAAGUCGCUCCUGCGGAAUUGGAGGGACACCUGAUCGUCCACCCCUACGUGCAGGACGCGGGCGUAGUAGGCAUCGCAGACGAGUACAAAGGCGAGAUGCCGCUCGGGUUCGUCGUGCUCGAACACUCUGUUUCCAAGCGCGCACAAGACCCGAAGGAGGCGGAGACCAUUCGCCAAGAGCUCAGGAAAUGGGUUGCGGACAACAAGGUGAGGUAUAAGCAUCUCGACGGCGGAGUGGAGUUCGUCCAGGCCGUGCCGAAGAAUCCUAGUGGGAAGAUAUUGAGGAGGCUGCUGAGGGAUCAGGCGGAGGAAGUUGUUAGGAAACGAGGGGAGGCUGGGAAGACUAGGGCCAAAUUGUGA
Molecule: messenger RNA, 1803 nt
Organism: Dacryopinax primogenitus
Lineage: Eukaryota; Fungi; Basidiomycota; Dacrymycetes; Dacrymycetales; Dacrymycetaceae
Product: phenylacetyl-CoA ligase
Exons: 6
Coding region: 1-1803 (600 amino acids)
Biological process (GO): secondary metabolic process
Molecular function (GO): CoA-ligase activity
Source: RefSeq, a predicted model, not a curated record